CAGGCGUGUUAUGAGCCGCCCCCGCAACGGGGUCCUAGCACUGGUGCUGUCCCCAGGAAGCGGAGAGACACAGUCUUUGACAGCGUGGCGGGACAGAAGACGAGGGACCGGGGAGAAGAAGCGAGCGUCUCGAUCCAGUACGUGGACAGACCCCCCGAGUCGAGAAAAGAGCCACUCAGAAAGCCCCUUCAAAGGAGAUCUAUCCGGUAUCGGGGGCUGUUGCUUCGCAGGAAGAGUUAGAGCGUGUCUGAGUUAAGGGUGGUCGCGGUCAGGUGUGUAGGCAGCGGGAUCCGAGCUACGAGGCACCCCGGCUUAACCGGGGAUACAGCGCCACCAUUCAGGGACCAGCAGCAGGGAGAUUGGAGCGGGAGCCCGGGAUGAAGAUAGCGGGGAGAGGGGAUCCAGGGAGCGGAACUCUUACGGUCUCGCUACCGGGGCUCGUAGAGAGCAUGGCUGCCGGGAAGACGUCCGAACUGCAGAGUGAGCGACUCCGACUACUCGUCUGCUUUUUAGGGGUUUUUGUCUGUUAUUUUUACUACGGCAUCCUGCAGGAGACAAUAACCCGAGGGGAUUAUGGGACUGGAGAGACGAAGGAGAAAUUCAAGUACGCCACCACCCUGGUGUUAAUUCAGUGUGUCAUCAACGCGCUGUUUGCUAAACUGCUUAUCCAGUUCUUUGAGAAGCCCAAGCCGGACCGCACUCGAAGCUGGCUCUAUGGAGUGUGUUCACUGUCCUACCUGGGGGCCAUGGUCUCCAGCAACUCUGCCCUUCAGUUUGUCAAUUACCCCACACAGGUCCUGGGAAAGUCCUGUAAACCGAUCCCAGUGAUGAUUCUGGGGGUUACGAUCCUGCGUAAGAAGUACCCCAUGUCUAAGUACCUGUGUGUGUUGCUGAUCGUCGGUGGUGUGGCUCUGUUCAUGUACAAGCCCAAGAAAGGGAUGCCCGGGGCGGACGAAUAUGCCUUCGGCUUCGGGGAGAUGCUGCUGCUGCUGUCCCUCACUCUGGAUGGGCUGACAGGUGUGGCUCAGGACCACAUGAGGGCGCACUUCCAAACCGGGUCCAAUCAGAUGAUGCUGAACAUUAACCUGUGGUCCACGCUGAUGCUGGGAGUUGGUGUGCUCUGGACCGGAGAGGUGUGGGAAUUCCUGAGUUUCACCGACCGCUAUCCCAGCAUCCUCUACAACAUCGUGCUCUUUGGGCUAACGAGCGCGCUCGGACAGAGCUUCAUCUUCAUGACAGUGGUGAGCUUUGGACCCCUCACCUGCUCCAUCAUCACCACGACCCGCAAGUUCUUCACCAUCCUGGGCUCUGUCCUGAUCUUCGGAAACACCAUCAGCAGCAUGCAGUGGGUGGGCACGAUGCUCGUGUUCCUGGGUCUGGGAUUAGAUGCCAAGUUUGGGAAAGGACCUAAGAAAACGACUCAAUAGAAUGUAGAAUCAGUUUUAUAAAAGCAAGGUUUCCUCCUUCAACCCUUCCUCUGUCAUCAUGUCUGUAACUUAACUGAACUAGUUUUAGUUAAAUCGUGUCUUCUUUUUUUAAACAAGAGUAUGUGUGUGUGUGUGUGUGUAUAUGUGUGUGUAUGUGUGUGUAUAUAUAUAUAUAUGUAUGUGUGUAUAUAUAUGUAUAUAUAUAUGUGUGUGUUCUGUACAUCAUUGUUAGACCUUAAAUAACUCCAGUAUUAGGUUUGCCAUCUCAUCUGUAUAUGUCAGCCUGUGACUUCAGGGCACAAACCAUUAAAUGAAUUUGUGAAAAACAUUCGGAUUCUUGUGUGAAUUUGCUUGACACCCGCUGUGAAAUAAAUUCACUCUAAAGCUUAUUAAGCUGUUGGACAA
Messenger RNA from Acipenser ruthenus (sterlet), 1832 nucleotides. Its product is annotated as solute carrier family 35 member B1-like. Gene Ontology annotation, molecular function: UDP-galactose transmembrane transporter activity; UDP-glucose transmembrane transporter activity. Gene Ontology annotation, cellular component: Golgi membrane; endoplasmic reticulum membrane. Gene Ontology annotation, biological process: UDP-galactose transmembrane transport. Bases 378 to 1427 code for a protein of 349 amino acids. NCBI's taxonomy places the organism in Eukaryota, Metazoa, Chordata, Actinopteri, Acipenseriformes, Acipenseridae. The transcript has 9 exons. The record is from RefSeq and is a predicted model, not a curated record.